UCACACAACCAACGCCACUUAGCAUUUUCUAGCUAACAUGCAUGCAGCGCUGAUCUGACCGCUAACCGAGGAAUAACUUUAUGGUGGAGGUGCCUGAGCCCAGACUGUAUAGACCUUUUUAGAGAUUUAUUUAAAGUGAUUUAUUGAAGGUGGUGAAUCUCACAGUCAAAUGAACAUGUGGAGCUCAGGCCGCCGUGUCCUUCAGGAGCUGUUCAGCCAGCCGGCUGUCAGGAGUUUCUCUCUGACUCCUGCUCAGAACACAGUUGUGGUGGAGCGCUGGUGGCAGGUGCCCUUAUCCAAAGUAGGCAGUCCGCCGAGGCUUCACCCACGAAGACAUCGAAUCUACAAGUUGGUUGAAGACACAAAACUUGUUCCUAAGGAGAAGAUGGAGCUCAUCCUGACUCAGACAGUACCCAAGCUUGGUGGGCGAGGAGACACUGUGUUUGUGAAAAAGUCUGUCGGAAGAAAUAAGCUGCUCCCCCAAGGCCUUGCAGUGUAUCCAUCGCCGGAGAACAAACAGAUAUUUGCUGAGGAGUUAAGACUUCUGCGUGAGGGGAAGCCAGAGGAAAGAAUCCAAACACGCACUGGACAAUUGACAGUGGAGUACCUGAAACGCUCAAAGUUGAAUAUAAACAAGAUGCCCUCAGAAGAAUUCCAGCUCAAUAAGGAUGUUGUCUGCAGACAGUUACAGAAGAAGCUGGGAGUUGUGGUGCCACCUGAUGCAUUGAGUCUCCCUUUUGAGUCAGUCAAGGACUUGGGUGACUACUGGUGUGAAGUUACGGUUAAUGGAAUGGACCUAGUUCGCAUCCCCAUUGCACUGUUGCCGUAUGAGGACCAGUCUGCUAGUUAUCAGCGGCAGUUGAAAACACAAAUGCAGCAGGCGGCUGCAGAUAUCUCAGAACCUGCUGCUGCUGCUGAGGAGGAGGGAGCUGCUGUGAAUGCAGUUUCUGAUGCUGCAGUGGAAGCUGAAGCAGGUAAAGACUCUGUGAGUCAAGUCAGCGGAGCUGGAGAAGAGGAAACGGCAGCUAGCACACAGACGAGUGAAGACACAACAGCACCACCAAGUGACAGCCCGAAAAAAGAUUAAAGGACUCCAAAUGAAAACGUGCAUAGAACUACAAUGGAUAUUGUUUACUUAUAAUACACAUUAUACAUUAAUCAAAACAGUUGUGUGCGUCAUUAAUUAUGUCGUUAGUUAAAUGAACUAAUUCAUACUACAUGUUAACCCUAAAUAAUAGUUUCAGAAACUGAUCUUUUGUAAUCUUACUCUAUAUAAUUCCUGCAUCAUGGUGAUACCAGACAUGAUCAAACCAGCCAAUUGCAUUUAGAGGAAUGGAGCCAGAAAAAUAAAAAUAUUUAUUCUUUAAAUUGAAUUGCACAACAAGCAUAACAAAAGUAUAGGGUAAAAAAAAAAUACAUGUCACUGAAUCAGUAGUAUGCUUUGUCAAUCUUCUAAUGAAACCCGCUGAGGUCAAUGUUUAUUUUUUUUGUCCAAGGACAGUGAGACAUAUGAUAAAUCAAGGAGAGCAUGAAUGUGUGCUUUGUUUUAUAGAAAUGUUAUUUCAUCCAAACACUUUACACUGUCCAAUAGGUGUCAUGGAAAGAAAAAGUUGGAGCUUGCAUACAUUUUACCUCUAGAAUUUAUAUUCCUGUCUAAAGAUAAUGUGCGAUUAUAUGUAUUCAGACUGUUGGUUACUUGCUUUGGGUGUUUGUGUGUAAAUAUGCUCAGAGACAGGCUCUACGGGCAGUGUAUGCACCAAAACUAGAGUAUGGAAGCAAUCCAUAUUCCUGGACUGCUGGUAUGUUUCUGCCAAAAUGUCAUUGUAUUUUGAGGCAGAUCAGGUUGUGUAUGUUUUGGUGCAGCAAAGAUAGGAAACUACAGAGCUGUUGCUGCCACCACACCUAGACAUAGUUUACACAUGAAGCUAUCUAGAAAAUCCACGUGUAGUGAAAUAUAGUGCGUAUAGAAGCAACCUUGCUCAUGAGUUUACAUUUCUACUUUAUUUUCCGAUUUAGAAAACAAAGAUGCAGGGUGGAAUAAUUGCUUUGUUAAAAGACAAUUAAAGCCUAAUAAAGAAUAAACGUUAUUGCUUCAGUGAAAUGCUAUUUAAAAGGCAGCUUUGCAGGAUGGGAAAUAUUGGUGCAAAAAUGAUCUGUACAUCAAUCCAAGAGAGCAGAAACCUGGAAUAUUCACUAAAGCUGGAGAGAUUGGCAGUAUUUUUGUUUCACCACAUUAAACAGUUCUUAGCAGUUUCCCCUUGAAAGUCUUCAGCGUAUUUGAAACAUUCUGAAUCACUGGCAGAGGACAAUCCACACACACAGAUUCAGUUAAACAGCAGAAUCUUCUUAUGACUGGAGCAGCAGAGAGAUACAGUUGAAGCCUCCUCUCAACCACUUAAAAUAAACUUGGAAGUUAAUGUGAUUUCUAUUUAGGGUAGCGUUUACAGGCUAAAU
Molecule: messenger RNA, 2454 nt
Organism: Anoplopoma fimbria (sablefish)
Lineage: Eukaryota; Metazoa; Chordata; Actinopteri; Perciformes; Anoplopomatidae
Gene: mrpl9
Product: mitochondrial ribosomal protein L9
Exons: 7
Coding region: 170-1087 (305 amino acids)
Biological process (GO): translation
Cellular component (GO): mitochondrion; ribosome
Molecular function (GO): structural constituent of ribosome
Source: RefSeq, a predicted model, not a curated record